AAAGCUCACAAACAUAUCUUAGUUAUCUUUACCCUUGUUUCUCCUACAAAUCUUUCCAAUUUUUCAUAAAUUGCACAAAACCAUAGUCGAAUUGUGAUCGACGUCGGCCGGAUCUUUUGUAGUCUUUUAUUUUCUAUCUUAUCUGGUAAAGGAGAGAAGACCUUCGACCGUUGUUUCACGAUGGAUAGGGUGAUGAGAUUGGUGUCCAAGAAUGCGGUUGUGAUCUUCAGCAUGAGCUCUUGUUGCAUGUGCCACUCAAUCAAGCAGCUCUUCCGAGGGUUGGGAGUUAAUGUAGUUGUUUACGAGCUUGACGAGGACACGAGGGGAAGAGAAAUGGAGAAUGUGCUCGUGAGGCUACUUGGUCGUAAUCCACCUGUGCCUGCAGUGUUCAUAGGGGGUGAACUGGUAGGCCCUACUGACUCGGUAAUGUCUCUCCACCUCAAUGGGUCUCUAGUUCCAAUGUUGAAAGCUGCUGGAGCACUCUGGCUCUGAAAUCAUGUAAAACAAUAAGUUCAAAAGAAGAAAGUUUUUGAAUUAGUUAUCA
Magnolia sinica is the source of this 544-nucleotide messenger RNA. RefSeq names its product putative glutaredoxin-C14. NCBI's taxonomy places the organism in Eukaryota, Viridiplantae, Streptophyta, Magnoliopsida, Magnoliales, Magnoliaceae. The coding region runs from base 181 to 492 and encodes 103 amino acids. The transcript has a single exon. The record is from RefSeq and is a predicted model, not a curated record.